AUGCGACCUCUGGAAAAUCCUCAUUGGACCUCCAAAGAGGUUUCGACCCACAGGAUGAGAACCGCUGACAUAGGAGCAGUAUUAAUUUUAUUAAACGUUUUGAAUCCUAUCCAGCACAAUGCAACGUUCAGUUUUGCCAGCAAUGCCAAGCACCGAACAGAUGUUCCGUCUGUAACAGUGGCUACUAUCUGGAUAGUAAUGCAAACUGCGUUCGUAACAAUUCCGGUAUCAUGCAACGUGGCAAACUGCAAGUCAUGUCUCGUUGCAAAUGUAUGCAUCCAAUGCAACGAUGGAUACACGCUGGACACCAAUAACAACGUUUGCAGAAUCCAGUGUAAUAUUGGUAACUGCCUGACGUGUAACUCUCCGAACGUGUGUGCCAUCUGUAUCGUUGGAUACACUUUGAAUGCCGCCAACAACAGAUGCGAUGUACAGUGCAGCGUUCCAAAUUGUCAAAACUGUCAGUCACCCAACAGAUGUUCUCAGUGUAACAGUGGUUACAACUUGGAUGGCAAUGGAAACUGUAUUGUUCAGUGCAACGUUGGCAAUUGUUUCUUGUGCGGCACACCGAACGUGUGCGCCAUUUGCAACAAUGGAUACACUUUGAAUGCCGCUAACAACAGAUGCGAUGUGCAGUGCAACGUUCCGAAUUGUCAGAACUGUCAAUCACCCAACAGAUGUUCCCAAUGUAACAGUGGUUACAACUUGGAUAACAGUGGAAACUGCGUUCCCGCACCAAUCCCAUGCAACGUUGCAAACUGUCGAUCCUGUUCAGUAGCAAAUGUAUGUUACCAGUGCAAUGAUGGCUACAACCUGGAUACGAACAACAACAUUUGCAGAAUUCAAUGCAAUGUUGCCAAUUGUUUGUCGUGCAACACACCGAACGUGUGCGCUGUGUGUAGCACUGGAUACAACUUGAAUGCCGCUAACAACAGAUGCAAUGUGCAGUGCAACGUCCCAAACUGUCAAAAUUGUCAGACACCCAACAGAUGUUCUCAGUGUAACAGUGGCUACAACUUGGAUAGCAAUGGAAACUGUAUUCUCCAAUGCAACGUUGCCAAUUGCUUCUCCUGCAACACACCGAACGCGUGUGCAGUCUGUAACAGUGGAUACAUUCUGAAUUCCGCUAACAACAGAUGCGACGUGCAAUGCAACGUUCCAAACUGUCAAUUCUGCCAGUCUCCAAACCAGUGCUCUCAAUGUAACAGUGGCUACAACCUGAACAAUGGGAACUGUUCUCCCCAGUGCAACGUUCAGUUCUGCCAGCAGUGCCAAACACCGAACAGAUGUUCAGCUUGUAACAGUGGCUACAAUUUGGAUGGGAGUGGAAACUGCGUUCCUCAAUGCAACCUGGAGAACUGCCAGCAAUGUUCAACACCGAACAGAUGUUCAAAUUGUGCUAACGGUUUUGUUUUGAACAAUGAUGGAACAUGCCGUCUCGCCCCAAUCCCAUGCAACGUUGCAAACUGUCGAACAUGCUUCGUAGCGAAUGUCUGCUACCAGUGCAAUGAUGGUUACACACUCGAUACAAACAAUAACGUCUGCAGAAUUCAAUGCAACGUUGUCAAUUGUUUGUCGUGCAACACACCGAACGUGUGUGCGUUCUGCAACAGUGGAUACAACUUGAAUGUCGCUAACAACAGAUGCGACGUUCAGUGCAACGUAGCUAACUGUUUCUCGUGCAACGCACCGAACGUCUGUGCUGUUUGCAACAAUGGAUACACUUUGAAUACCGCCAACAACCGAUGCGAUGUGCAAUGCAACGUUCCAAACUGUCAAUUCUGCCUGUCUCCAAACCAGUGCUCCCAAUGUAACAGUGGCUACAACCCGAACAAUGGAAACUGUUCUCCGCAAUGCAACGUUCAGUUUUGCCAACAGUGCCAAACACCGAACAGAUGUUCUGCGUGUAACAGUGGCUACAAUUUGGAUGGGAGUGGAAACUGCAUUUUGCAGUGCAACGUUCCAAAUUGUCAAAACUGUCAGACCCCCAACAGAUGUUCCCAAUGUAACAGUGGUUACAUUUUGGAUGGCAAUGGAAACUGCGUUGUUCAGUGCAACGUUGCUAACUGUUUGUCGUGCAACACACCGAACGUGUGUGCAGUUUGCAACAAUGGAUACACUUUGAACGCUGCCAACAACAGAUGCGAUGUGCAAUGCAACGUUCCAAACUGUCAAUUCUGCCAGUCUCCAAACCAGUGCUCCCAAUGUAACAGUGGCUACAACCCGAACAAUGGGAACUGUUCUCCCCAGUGCAACGUUCAGUUCUGCCAGCAGUGCCAAACACCGAACAGAUGUUCAGCUUGUAACAGUGGCUACAAUUUGGAUGGGAGUGGAAACUGCGUUCUUCAGUGCAACGUGGAAAACUGCCGGCAAUGCUCAUCUCCGAACAGGUGUUCGGAUUGUGCAAGUGGUUUUGUUCUGAGCAGUGGUGGAACUUGUCGUGCUGAGCAAAUCUCGUGCAAUGUUGUAAAUUGCCGAACGUGUCUUUCUUCAAACGUCUGUUACCAGUGCAUUGACGGAUACACGUUGGACGCCAUUAAUAACCUUUGCAGAAUACAGUGUAACAUUGGCAAUUGUUUUCUGUGUAACACGCCGAACGUCUGUGCAGUCUGCAAUACGGGGUACAAUCUCAAUGUUGCUAACAACAAAUGCGAUGUUCAGUGCAACGUUCCGAAUUGCCAAUUCUGUCAAUCGCCUGAUAGAUGUUCUCAGUGUAACAGCGGUUACAACUUGGGUAACAAUGGAAAUUGCAUUUUGCAAUGUAACGUUGCCGAUUGUUAUGCGUGCACCGCUCCCAACGUGUGUAGACUUUGCAACAGUGGAUUCACUUUGAACAGCGCUAGCAACAGAUGCGAUGCACAGUGCAACGUUCCAAACUGUCAAAGUUGUCAGCCACCCAACAGAUGUUCUCAGUGUAACAGUGGCUACAACUUGGAUAGCAGUGGAAACUGCGUUGUUCAGUGCAACGUUCCAAACUGUCAACAGUGUCAGUCACCCAACAGAUGCUCCCAGUGUAACGGUGGCUACAACUUGGAUAGCAAUGGAAACUGCGUUGUGGCCCCAAUCCCAUGCAACGUUGCAAACUGUCGAACAUGCUUCGUAGCGAAUGUCUGCUACCAGUGCAAUGAUGGUUACACACUCGAUACAAACAAUAACGUCUGCAGAAUUCAGUGUAACGUUGGCAAUUGUUUCUUAUGUAACACACCGAACGUAUGUGCCGUCUGUAACAGUGGAUACAACUUGAAUGUCCCAAGCAACAGAUGCGACGUUCAGUGCAACUUUGCAAAUUGUCAAAACUGUCAGUCACCAAACAGAUGUUCUCAGUGUAACAGUGAUUACAACUUGGAUAACAGUGGAAACUGCGUUGCGCAAUGCAACGUUCAGUUCUGCCAGCAGUGCCAAACACCGAACAGAUGUUCAGCUUGUAACAGUGGCUACAAUUUGGAUGGGAGUGGAAACUGCGUUCCUCAGUGCAACGUACCAAACUGCCAGCAAUGUUCAACACCGAACAGAUGCUCCAGUUGCGUGAAUGGUUUUGAGCUGAGUGGUGGUGGAACUUGCCGCGCCGCCCAAAUCCCGUGCAACGUUGCAAACUGUCGAACAUGUCUCGUUGCAAAUGUUUGCUACCAGUGCACUGAUGGUUACACACUGGACACCAACAAUAACGCUUGCAGAAUUCAAUGUAGCGUUGCCAAUUGCUUCGCGUGUAACACACCGAACGUGUGCUCAGUUUGCAACAGUGGAUUCAGUUUGAACGUCCCCAACAACAGAUGCGAUGUCCUCUGCAACGUUCCAAACUGUCAAUACUGUCAGACGCCGAACAGAUGUUCUCAGUGCAACAGUGGUUACAACACAGAUAACAGUGGAAACUGCAUUCUUCAGUGCAACGUUGCAAAUUGCCUUUCUUGCAACACACCCAACGUGUGCGCGGUCUGCAGCAAUGGAUACACUUUGAACUCUGCCAACAACAGAUGCGACGUACAGUGCAACGUCCAAAAUUGUCAAUACUGCCAGUCUCCCAGCAGAUGCUUCCAAUGCAACGCUGGUUACAGCCUGGAUAACAAUGGAGAUUGCGUUUCUCAGUGCAACGUUCAAUACUGCCAGCAGUGCCAGACACCGAACAGAUGUUCCUCGUGUAUAAGCGGCUACAAUUUGGAUGGUAAUGGAUACUGCGUUCCUCAGUGCGGCAUUUUAAACUGCAUACAAUGUCUGACGCCUAACAGAUGUUCGGCCUGCAACAGUGGCUACUAUGUUGAUAGCAAUGCUAACUGCAGCCAUUGCCCACUAUCGAAUUGCGACCGCUGCCUCUCCGCGACAGUUUGCGACAGCUGCAGGAGUGGCUACGAGUGGAGCACCCUUGUACAGCCACCAUCUUGCAUUCCCUGCAACCUACCGAACUGCCUCGAUUGUACCUCAUUGAACCAGUGCAGAACCUGCAAUCCUGGAUACUUCUGGUACCCACCCUACCAAGCGUGCACGAGAAUGGUGGAAAGGCAGAAAUACGCGGACAUCUUGAACUUUCUGUCCAACAUGGUCCUCAGUUUGCCCCUAUCCAAUAAUCAGAUACGAGUGUCGGUGAUGACGUACAGCGAUUUCCCCGUAUUCAACAUACCCUUUACUGCCAGCCCGAACCUGACAGUCGUAGCGAAUCAGAUAAGGAACCUCCCAUACGUGGGUCAGUACGCUGACCUUGGGGCAGCUCUGAAACAGCUGUACAACGUCACAAUCCUCAACUCCCUGAGGCCCUCCCCCGUCCUGGCAGUGGCUGUUGUGGUGACCAACGGUGUCUCGAACGAUAGGAACUCGUCGUUGAGUGAGGCAAUGCUGGUGAAGAGUCAGUCGCGAUUCAUCGUCUCUACGUUGACCGUUGCUUCAUUCAAGGACGAUUAUGUUCUAAGUCAGAUUGCUUCAUAUCCUUACUGGCUGAACACCUUCCAAGUUUCAGUGGCCAGCAACCUAACAGCAGUCCAGAAGCCACUAACUGAGUUCACCUGCAACAGUAAAAACGAGUGCCAGUUGGGCAAUCCGUGUAGGAACGGAAGAUGCGAGGACAGAAUCAACAGUUACGAGUGCAUCUGCAAUCCUGGCUGGGGGGGCAAAAACUGUGAUACUGUGAGAUGUGCGUCAUCUGGUGACAUAGUUUUUGUGCUGGACAGUUCGGGCAGCGUUGAGAACGAUUACUUCCUAUUGGUCAUUCAAUUCGUCCAGAAUGUCAUCAGCCAAUUAGAUAUCGCCACUUCGCAGAAUGAUAACACUGGAAUUCAGGUUGGAUUAAUCGUAUACUCGACAUCUCCCAGGGUGAUAUUUUAUUUGAACACCUACCACAGCAAGAACAGGUUGGUAGAAGCCGUCAACGUGCCAUUCAUGUCAGGGGCAACCAACACAGCAGAUGCCAUUAGGUAUAAAAUGAGAUAUUAA
Messenger RNA from Helobdella robusta, 5418 nucleotides. RefSeq lists its product as hypothetical. The transcript has 50 exons. The coding region runs from base 1 to 5418 and encodes 1805 amino acids. Lineage: Eukaryota; Metazoa; Annelida; Clitellata; Rhynchobdellida; Glossiphoniidae. The record is from RefSeq and is a predicted model, not a curated record. Gene Ontology annotation, molecular function: calcium ion binding.